GGGAGCCGGCCGGUUGGGGCUGCAGCACUCUGCCGAAGCCAGCGUGGUGUCAAGUGCAGCUGGGAGGCACGGACCGGGCCGAUUUGCAUUUUACCCCUUAUGAGCUCAAAGGAAAGACGGCUCAGAGAAGUGAGAUGACUUGCCUGAAAUUACAAGUUUUCUUCCAUCUGCACCCAGUUGUCUUCAGCAUGGUGGAACAGAACCACUCUCCUGGAAAGGAACUUCAGCACAGGACACGAGCAGAGUCUCCAGGAAAGAAAAACUGGCACUCCCAGGCCUAUGCCCUUGGGGCCGUUUCCAACUUUAUGUCUACUUUUCUGACCUUCCCUAUCUAUAAGGUUGUGUUCCGGCAACAGAUACAUGCUAUGGCAGUGUCAGAGGCUGUGCGACAGCUUUGGCAUGAAGGCCCGCAAUACUUCUACCGGGGAAUAUACCCACCUCUUCUUUCCAAGACAUUGCAAGGGACUCUACUGUUUGGGACUUAUGAUAGCCUGCUGUGUUCUCUCUCUCCUGUUGGGCCACACUCUCUGGGACACCGAUGGGCUGCAGGGCUCAUGUCUGGUGUGGUGGAGGCUGUGGCACUGAACCCCUUUGAAAGGGUGCAAAAUGUGCUCCAGGAUGGUCGCAAGCAAGCUCGCUUCCCCAGCACCUUCAGCAUUCUCAAGGAAUUCAACUCUUAUGGGCUUUGGGGGAGGCUGUCACUGGGCUACUAUCGUGGUUUCUGGCCUGUCCUUCUCAGGAACAGCCUGGGGAGUGCACUGUAUUUUUCCUUCAAAGACCCCAUCCAGGAUGGCUUGGCAGAGCAAGGCCUGCCCCAUUGGGUUCCUGCUUUAGUGUCUGGGAGUGUCAAUGGAACAAUCACAUGCCUAGUUCUGUAUCCUUUGAUUGUGCUGGUGGCCAAUAUGCAGUCCCAUAUUGGCUGGCAAAGAAUGCCAAGCCUAUGGGCCUCUGCCCAGGAUGUGUGGGACACUCGGGGCCGAAAGGUGUUCCUCAUCUACCGUGGAGGCUCCCUGGUCAUCCUAAGGUCCAGCGUGACAUGGGGCCUCACUACUGCUAUCCAUGACUUCCUGCAAAGGAGGUAUCAUUCCAGGAAAGAGCUGAAAGACUGACUAGCUGCAGGAAGUGUAGCCAUGGCAACUUUGUUAUCGUAAGCCUUCCCAGGUUGGUCUAAAUAGCUUACAUCUUUGGCUUGGUUACCUAAUGCAACAACUGUUUAGCAUCUUUGAACUGCCAGUGCAUGGGAUAAGUUGCCAGCUACUAGCCUGUUGGGCACAGACAAAGCCCAACAGGGUUCCUUGGUCAGAAAAAGAAAGUCACUCCUGUCCAUCCACAGCUUCAACAGCCUCAGACCUAGGAGGCCCUUAAAAAAGCUUAUGACCCAAAUGAAAUGUCAUUCCUUUAAAGAAUUCCUUGACCAUAAGAGAAAACCAUUAAAAGAUGACCUUAGUUAGGCACUGUGAGUUCUGGGACACCCCCAGUUGUCCUUUGGACCAAACUUAGAGGAGGACCAGAGACCGAAAUUUCAAAGAACUAUGCUUGACUCUUUGGAUGCAGAGUCCAUAGAACUUCCCAGAUGGCUGCAUUUUCAUGAUAUUGUUCACUACCCCUGCCAUCGCUCUCACUUCUCAGGGCUGUGUGUUCUUGUUUCUGUUAGGUUGGCAGUUGUGUGUGGCUGGAAAUCCUAAAUUAGACUUGCCUCAACUGAUUAGAUGUCACAAGAACUGAUGGGGUUGGAUAUAAGAGUGGUAAGAAGUAUUGUCACUUCUGUCACUAGAUGGAAAGAAUAGACUUUGAGGGAAGAGAUUUAGUUGCAUGAGAAAAAUUUACUAUAGAUUGCUUGGUAUUAUCUGCCAGGAUAUUUUUGAUAGCAAUGCAAUAACACUGCCUAAAAUCACUUGAGUUUUCUUAAGAAAUCUGGAAAUGAAAUGACCAAAUCUCUUCACAAAUAAUUGCAUAUUUUAUUGUGUGGAUAAAUACAGUUACAGUGACAUAAAGAUCAGAAACCUUAACCGGUGGUUCAGAGCUAUUCAAAAUAUGGUCCCCAUAUAACUUGCAGCAUUUUAUCAUACCACUGCCACUUACAUAGAUUCUGUACAACCAACUAACGUGGACUAUUGUUCUCUCCCCAAAAAUGCCAUGAACUUUCCCAUGGCUCUGCUUUGGCCCACACUAUUUCUCCACCUGCAGUAUCUUCCCCACAUGCCAGUCUGCCAAAACCCUCAAAGCCUAGCUCAGAUGCCACAUUCUGAUUUUCCAUAACUGAAUGUUACAUUAUCUCAUGUGGCCACAUGUUCUUCUUGGUGUUCUUCAGUAACUCCUACUAGACUGUAAAACUCCUUGAAAGCAGGGAUUCUGGUAUGCAUUUUAAAAUCUCCCAUUGUGCCUAGGUGCUCAAUAGUGUUGGCUGAAUUACCGAAUUGAUUAUCAAGCUGUGAUAUGAUCUUUAUCCUCAGGGUGCUGUCCCUUGUAUAUGAAAAUGAUGUUAUUGACUUGCCAUCAGCAAGACACAUACCUUUGGGGUGUGAUUUUGUUUUAUUAGUGGAUUUAGUUUUGUGCUAAUGAUAAUGCUGCUGCUGAUAAUAAUAAUAAAAAUGAAUAUUAACUGGAA
This is a messenger RNA of Suricata suricatta (meerkat), 2608 nucleotides long. RefSeq names its product solute carrier family 25 member 53 (gene SLC25A53). The record is from RefSeq and is a predicted model, not a curated record. The transcript is spliced from 3 exons. Lineage: Eukaryota; Metazoa; Chordata; Mammalia; Carnivora; Herpestidae. Bases 135 to 1109 code for a protein of 324 amino acids.